GUUGUAUAAGAGAUGUUGUGUAUAGUACAAAUUUGAAAUUGAAUUUUUCUUAUCUCGUGGAGUAACUAUUGUAGUGGAGAUAUUCGACAGAAAAUUUUCUUAAGAAGUGUAUGACGGAUAGUAAAGUGUUGUGGUAUUCAGUUUAGUGUUUCAGUGUGCUUUAUUCCGUGUCGUUAACUUUCUGGAAUUUGGCGUUAAUCCUACCCCUCGAUUCGAAUUCGUGGGAAUCUCGUGAUAUGGCAAACGUUUUCGCAUGCAGGAGCGCAUGAGAGAAAGAUGUUGUCUACAGGCAUCGGUUAUGUGGGUGGACAAAACUCUGUUUCCGUGACAAAUUCCACGCCUCCGUAUAGCCCACCCCCGAACGGCGGCGGCACCGCCGGCAGACACAGCCCUCUUCCCAGCUUCGGAUUCACUCAGGAGCAAGUUGCCUGCGUCUGCGAGGUACUUCAGCAAGCAGGAAAUGUAGAAAGACUAGGCAGGUUUUUGUGGUCAUUGCCAGCAUGUGAUAAACUUCAUAAUAACGAAUCAGUUUUAAAAGCCAAGGCAAUAGUAGCUUUUCAUAGAGGAAAUUUCAAAGAAUUAUAUAGGAUACUAGAGAGUCACACAUUUAGUCCACACAACCAUUCAAAGCUACAAGCCUUAUGGUUGAAAGCACACUACAUCGAAGCAGAAAGACUAAGAGGUAGGCCAUUAGGUGCGGUAGGCAAAUACAGAGUAAGGCGAAAAUUUCCUCUUCCGAGGACGAUAUGGGAUGGAGAAGAGACUAGUUAUUGCUUCAAAGAAAAAUCUAGAAGUGUUCUAAGGGACUGGUAUUCUCACAAUCCUUACCCAAGUCCUCGAGAGAAGAGGGAAUUAGCCGAGGCUACAGGCUUGACCACGACGCAAGUCUCAAAUUGGUUCAAAAACCGACGACAGAGAGACAGAGCUGCAGAACACAAAGAUAGCACCCAAACAAAUUCAGAAAAACCGCACCUGGACUCCAGUGGCUCGGACAGCGAAAGCGACGGUCAUAAAAUGACAUUCGCGGCCAGUGGGCUUCUCCAAAAUCAACUAAACCCCUAUCAAACGAUCGCCACUCCGUCGCCUUAUUCUUGUCAACCGAUGUACCACCAAGGGCCCCCCGAAAUGCUCCAGGACUAUCAAGCCUUGUGACAAUGGUUACUCGUUCCUCAGAAUAACUAUCCGAACAGUGGCAAUUUUUAGAGAGACUUAUUAUUAUACCUAGUUAUGUUACGUUUAUUGUACAAUUUUUCCCGCAAUUACUACACUGAGAGAAGAAAUUUUCCAUUAUCUAUCUUUAAACAUUAUGUUAUACCUAUUGAAUUUUUGAAUGUCGAUAAAAUCAUGUGAAAAUACGCUUUAUUAGAAAAAUAAACAACUAUACCUUGA
Messenger RNA from Diabrotica balteata, 1389 nucleotides. Lineage: Eukaryota; Metazoa; Arthropoda; Insecta; Coleoptera; Chrysomelidae. The record is from the annotation of a GenBank genome assembly.